GAUUUUGUCUGUAGUCAGCGAGCAGUCGCGGGAAUUUAGAAUGGAAUCAAUAGUCGCGUCAUCGAUCGCCAACCUCCACAACUCAACGCAAAGUCGGCGCAUGUGUUCGGAUAACUGUCGGCGGUCACUGAGGACCAAAGUGAGUGAGUGAGCAGUAUGCAGAGCAAUGCCGUUGGGGAUGUCCUGUGCUGUGAGGAGCACCUGAGGUCCACACUCUUCUGCGAUGACAAGGACGAUCUUCGGAGAAAGUUGGCCGAGCUCCGGAGGCAGUAUCUCAAGACAGCCCAGAAACUGCAGCGUGCUGAGCGUCUGGAGGUGGUGCGAAAACAGGAGAGGAACAACAUCACUCCAAAGCAAGACCAGCAUCAGUACCAGACAGACCCACAAGGGACAUCUAAGCCUACAAAUGAAAGCCCUGCUGACUCCAGCUGCUGUAGCUUGGUCAGGACUCUGUUCCCAUCAACGCCAGAAUCCGAACCGGUCCACCAUAACCAGGCCUCCGUUUCCAGAGCCAGUCCAGCUUUGCGCCUGCGCUCCCGCCGCAGCCGCAUGCGCUGGCAGAGUCGCAACGAGGAUGGAGGAAGCUCGCAAGGCCCGCCGAGGUUUGCAGAUGAAACCCAAAGUUUGGGAUCGGCAUCGCCCUCUCUGCUGCUUUCGCACUGGAAUGUUCCGGACCUCGGGAAUGAGAAACAAGAAGGCAAAAAGGAAGCGGAGCUGCCAGAUGGAGACAGAACUGAAAAUCGCACUGUCGGAGGAGAUGGCAGGAACAUCACACUUGAGGAAAAGAGUCGUGAAAAUUUGGAAAAACAGGCAAGCUACUUGAAGCCUUGUGUGUGCAGCGAAGAAAAAAUAGCCGGAGGUGAAGAUGGGAAGAGCCUGUUGGAGUCCUGCACCCUGGUGGAGGGACUACUUUUCCCUGCAGAGUACUAUGUCCGCACUACCAGGCGCAUGGCUCUCUCACGGAGCCAGCCAGACCUGCGGGCCGUCAUCCAUACCCAGAUGAACUCAAGACGACCUCGCCAGAAAAAAGCCAGGCCGGCCAUUUCCAGUAAGCGUUCCAGCCCGAUGUCCAUCAGUAAGACCCCCACGAAAGCCGUUUCGCCCCUGAGAGUCACUCGUCCGAGGAAGAGUCAGAAGGCCAGGGGUCGAGGCAGGGGGAAAAUUCGGCUCAAGAGACCCUCGCCUUCUCCUGGCCCACCGUCACUCCAUGAGACAAAUUCCUCCAAAUCCCACUCACCUCUGGAAGAGGUUGAGCCGCCAUCUGACAAUCCCAAGGCCACGUCUCCUGACAUCCAACCUUCUUUCGAAGCCCAGACGGUCUUUCCGAUCAUUGACAAAAUGGUCAAGUCCACUCCUGUGUCCUCAGGUUCUGAAAAGUGGUGUAACCUCCUGCUGCCCUCUCUUAAGACCAUGCCCACUCUGCUACUUCCUCCCCUCUCGGAGCUGGCUGGCGCCCUGUUGCACCUGGACCUCCAUCAGGACUUCCACUUGCCUGAUGACGACUUCGCCUCCCUGAAGCUCAGUAAACUCCGCCAAGUGGCUGUGGAGUCCAGACUGAAUCACUUUGCGUCCCCGUGUCACAACACAGGUGGCGUCCUCCAGCAUCCUGGAACUCCGGUGACCACUUUCAGUGUGCCGCUCAGCCUCACACCGAUGGCUGGCAAAUCAUCCAGCCAAUCAAAAGACAAUGACCCCUUGAACAUGCAACUCACUGGAACCUCACCUUUGGAUUCUCCCGGCAUGUGUCGGAGCCAGGAGGAACAAGAACUGAAAUGUGGGGACCGCCAACAGAAAGUUGUUACCUCCCGUGAUUGCCCCCUAGAAGAACGCCAGGAGGAGAACAGGAUAAGAGAUGUUUCUCCCAAAACGCUAAAAAAUGAGCACAGCGUCAACUCUCAGUUGCGACUGAGCCCCCCGGUGGCCUCUGCCCCACUACACCCGCCUUCAUCCACUUCCCCCUCUAGUCCAGUGCUGCCCUCACUGGGGCUCACCCCCCUUGCUUCAUUGCCCACUGCCACUGUUAUCCCCCUCUGUCAGCCUUCCACCCUCCACCCCUCCACCCGAGCCCUGUCCCCCCAACACUUCACCACUGUUGACACGCCUGCACCGGCACCCGACGUCCAAAUGCUGAAGGCGGUGGAGGAGCGCAGAAGCUGCACUCUGAAAGCCCCGGCAGGAGGUGUUCUGGUAGACGCAUGCUGCCUGUUGGACUCGGGCGGUUACUUGUGCGUCGCUGCAGCAGGCAAAUGGGCGGUAUGUUUGUGGAGUCGUGCGUCGUCCUCAAGCGAUUGGACCCUUCGACACACGUGGCCCUUCACUGAGCCGGUGAUCAACAUGUUUUCCGUCCCGGAUGCGGCCGGCCUCAUGUGCGUGACUCUGGGUCAGCUGGAGAUCAAAGAAGUGAGGGUGCUGUCAUGCUGUGGCCGCGAGCCUGUGCUACUGCUUGAUGGUGGUGUCCAGGCGGCUGUGGGCGUGGCCCAGUCCAGGGUGGUCACCUCCUCCUACUCUGCGACUAGCUGCACGCUACAGGUGUUCACGCUCUCAAACAAUGGCAGCACUUCCCACUGUCUCCCUCUUGGGUCGCCUGGCGUUUACGUCGGAGCGCUGGCUCAAGUGGAUGCACUUUCCGAUGCUCUGAUCGGCACAAAUGAGGGAGGACAACUCUUUGUUUGGAAUUUAAAGAGCGGACACUUGCUGCAGAAAAUACAGCUUGGUGAAAGUUUGUCAAACACGUCCUGUUUAAGAGGAUUCUCCUGCGAUGGUGUGUUGUUAGUCCUCCUACAGCAUCUGUCUCUGGGCAGCCACCUGGAAGCUAAAAAGAAGACCGAGGAUGAAGAGAAGAAAAAGGCAGUGCUCAUCUCCUUGGUUGCGUUGAAUCCUCUCACUGGGAAGAGCAUCCUGGCAGCGAGUCUGGACCCACCCACGUCCUGGUCGGGAAGGCUGUGCGAGGCUGACGCCAGCAGCGCGGCAGUGGUGGGCCUGAGUCAGAGCGGCUGCGUGUGCGUGUGGCAGCUGAGGCGGCGGUCGCGCGGCGGAGUCACGGUCGCGGCGGCACACGACUGCGAGGGAUGGCAGCUGGCUCGCUGGGCAGAGGGUGGCGCCACACUGGUGAUGGGCCACCACAAUGGCGACAUCGCCUUGCACUUUGACCUUGCCACUCAGGACCAUGUUACGGGAUUUUAGUCGCACCCGCUUGAAGGUUUUUAGAGUGGCAGUCGCACACUUGCACUGUAGCGGACUUUUAAGUUGACUGCUGUACACUUUUAUUACAAUGCCUCCAACUUUUGUCCUUGGGGUUGCUGAAAAAAAAAAAAAAAGUGUUGAAAUUUGUAUUAAACGUGAAUUUUGUUGAA
This is a messenger RNA of Syngnathoides biaculeatus (alligator pipefish), 3353 nucleotides long. RefSeq names its product partner and localizer of BRCA2 (gene palb2). Gene Ontology annotation, biological process: double-strand break repair via homologous recombination. The transcript has 14 exons. Gene Ontology annotation, molecular function: DNA binding; protein binding. Gene Ontology annotation, cellular component: nucleoplasm. NCBI's taxonomy places the organism in Eukaryota, Metazoa, Chordata, Actinopteri, Syngnathiformes, Syngnathidae. The record is from RefSeq and is a predicted model, not a curated record. The coding region runs from base 157 to 3183 and encodes 1008 amino acids.